AUGAAGACAACCACUGACGGUUACACCUGGCGAAAAGAGACCGGAAUUAAGAGAGGUGACCUCCACUGCCGAGGUGUCGUUGAGCCGCGAGAGAAGUACACCGCGCCAGCAGGUCACAUCUUCGAUGCCAUUGUUAUUGGUGCUGGAUACAGUGGCUUGAGGGCUGCAAGAGACUUGACAGAUUAUGGGCUCUCUGUUCUCAUGUUGGAAGCUCGGGACCGCGUCGGUGGACGAACAUAUACUGUGGAAUCAAAUGGUUGUCUCUAUGAAAUGGGCGGAACCUGGGUGACCCACCAUAUGGGAUACCUGUUCCAAGAAAUGACGCGAUAUAAACUCGAUCGCGACCUCGUUAUAACCCAUCAUAGAGAAUACGAGAAUGAUUACUAUACGAUCAAUGUUCCUGGAGCAACUCCUCGAAAGCUCACACACGAGGAAGCCGGCGAGAUCAUUGCUCGAGCAUGGGACGUGUUUGUCAACAUCGACGGACAGCACUGUCGAACGAUCUGUCCCCUACCGCAUGCCCAACUUGAUAACAUCCUGGUCGAUCGAAAGGAGGUCGAGCGCUACGAUAAAAUCUCUUGUCGCGACAGAUUCGAGGAGAUCAAGCACCUCCUAACGGCAGAGGAAGCUGGGAUCCUAAACGGAUUACUUCUCCACAUCACAGGUGGAACCAUGGAGAACUCGAGUCUAUGGGAUAUGAUCCGCUCGCAUGCGCUCAUGACACAUGCCUCUGUUAAUUUCGGGCCAAUCUGGACGACGUUCAAGCUUCGAGAGGGCCAGUCCGUCCUUGCCAAAGCGAUGUUCCAAGAGAGUGUGGACAAUGGUCUACAGUAUUCGUUCCAGACUCCCAUCAAAUCGAUCAUCGAUCACGCUGGCUCUCAUCCCCGUGUUGUGACGCAUUCCGGUAGAGAAUUCCGCACCCGCCGCAUAGUCAGCACCAUCCCUCUCAAUGUGCUUCACUCGAUUCAGUUUGAUCCACCCCUCUCUCGUGUCCGACAGGAGGCGGUCUCUGUCGGGCACGUUAACUUCAUGAACAAGAUCCACGCCGACGUGAAUGGAACCGGCCUAGUAUCUUGGAACGGAAUGAAGCUCUCCAACCUGCUUAUGUUUGGCUACGGAGAUGGAGUCACUCCUAACGGUGACGCACAUAUCGUGGGCUUCGGCAAGGAUGAACGAGCCACAUUUAUCCCAGAAAGAGACCCAGAGAAGGCCGUCGAUGCUUUUCAGCAGCUUCAUCCGAUGGAAGUUAAGAGAAUGAUAUUCCAUAACUGGAACACGGAUCCCUGGUCGCAAGGGGGGCCUGCUUGGUGGCGACCCCAGUUCAUGACCAAGUACCAGGACGAACUACAGAAGCCACAUGGUCGUAUAUUCUUUGCGUCUGCAGACUGGGCACAUGGGUGGCGAGCUGCCAUCGACGGUGCUCUGGAGCAAGGAUCCCAUGCGGCGUUACAGAUCAAGAUUGAGCUAAAGAGCGUUCGGGGAGGCAGUGUCAAGGCAAGAUUCUAG
Molecule: messenger RNA, 1506 nt
Organism: Aspergillus affinis
Lineage: Eukaryota; Fungi; Ascomycota; Eurotiomycetes; Eurotiales; Aspergillaceae
Product: flavin monoamine oxidase family protein
Exons: 5
Coding region: 1-1506 (501 amino acids)
Molecular function (GO): oxidoreductase activity
Source: RefSeq, a predicted model, not a curated record